Molecule: messenger RNA, 1185 nt
Organism: Pistacia vera
Lineage: Eukaryota; Viridiplantae; Streptophyta; Magnoliopsida; Sapindales; Anacardiaceae
Product: pentatricopeptide repeat-containing protein At1g12775, mitochondrial-like
Exons: 1
Coding region: 1-1185 (394 amino acids)
Molecular function (GO): protein binding
Source: RefSeq, a predicted model, not a curated record
AUGCUAUCAACACUCCAUCACCCUCCACGCUCUCUCUCUCGUUUCUUACCUUCCAAAAGUAAACCUCGCUCUUUCCACACAAAACCCAUUCUCUCUUCCUCACACCCCAUCAUCGAACAACCCCAUCCGUCCUCAACGUCACCACCCCAAUCCCAAAUCCUCUCCAUUCGUCAUUCCCUCCUCUCUCGCCAUGUCACCGCCACUCAGCUGGCCGAAUCCUACUUAACUCGUCUUAAACUCACUGAGCCUCAGCUUAACUCCUUUCUUCACCUCUCCAACAAUGUCUUGAAAGAAGCACAAGCCAUUGAUGAAAAGGUUCAGAGAAAUGAAGAUGUGGGACCCCUCGCUGGUGUUCUUGUAGGAGUCAAAGAUAAUAUAUGUACGGUGGAUAUNGAUCGUCAUAAAUUUGAUGAGCCAAUCUAUCUGCUGGACCAUAUGGAGAGUAUGGGUUGUAAGCCUAACGUUGACAGUUAUAAUAUUAUGAUCGACACCAUUAGCAAGGAUGAAGACGAGGAAGAGGAAGCUAUGUUUCUGUACAAGAAAAUGAUUUUAAUGGAAAUUAGACCAACAGCAUUUACAUAUAACGCCUUGUUAAGUAGAUAUUUUCGAUUAAAUAAGGUUCUAACUGCACAGAAACUAUUUGAUGAGAUGAAACUUUAUAAUGUCGCUCCUGAUUCAUUUACAUUUAGUGUUUUGAUUGAUGGUCUAUCGAAGAAUGACCGUGUUCUGGAGGCAGCAACUUGGUUUCGUACUUUGGAGUAUUAUGAUUUUAAGAUUGAUAUUGGAGUCAUCAACUGCCUCAUUGAUGGACUGUGUAAAAAGGGAAUGAUCGAAAUUGCUUGGGAGAUAUUCCAGAAGUCGCCUCAAAGAGGCAUAAUGCCAAAUGUUGUGACAUAUUCCAUCUUGAUCCAUGAGUUUGUUCGAGAAGAGAAACUACAAGAGGCGUAUGAUUUGUUAUCGGAUAUGGUAAAAAAAGGUUUUGCUCCAAACGUUGUUACAUUCAAUAUUCUGAUGCAAGGUUUCUUAGAAAACAAUGAGGAAGCUAAAGCGGUUGAACUUCUUCACAAAAUGAAGGACAGAAAUGUGAUGCCAAAUGAUUACACAUUGUCCAUGGUCACAGAUCUAGUUUCAAAGGAUAAACAAUUAUUGAAGUUGAUUCCUCAGUUCCCUCCUCAAAAGUGCUGA